GUUGUCUUUGGCAAGCAUGAUGUGUGCCUCUGUGUAAGACAGGCCCUUUUGAAUCCAGGAAGUCCAGGAAACACCCAGCCUUGAUAACAGCUUUGAGAAUGCUGGGAGCAAAGGUAAAAGGACAGAAGCAAAAAUCCACUCCAACAUGAAGAAUCCUUUGACAAACUGCUCAUAUAAUAAAGUGUACAAGGACCUUAAGGAAGCUUCUCAAAAUGGAGAGAAUUUCUGCAAACAGCUCACAUCAAUCCUUCAGCAAAGGGCUAACCUAGAGAUUAGUUAUGCCAAAGAUCUCCAGAAACUGUCAAGCAAGCUCACCAAAGUACUCCAAAACACAAAGAAAAAUUGCAUUUGCAAUACCUGGGCCUAUGCAUCUGAGAACAUGAAAUCGGCCGCUGACUUACAUCAGAAACUUGGCAAAGCAAUUCAGUUAGAAGCAAUAAAACCAACUCAUCAAGUCUUGAGUGCACAAGAAAAGAAGAAAAGGACACUGGAUAAUGAAGUUGAAAAAAUGGCAAAUCUGGUCAUUAACAACUGGAGUCAGCAAAUUAAGGCCAAGAAGAAAUUAAUGGUAGAAACCAAGAAGCAUGAAGCUCUUUUCCAUUCCGUAGAAAGCGCCAAGCAAUCAGUGACUGAGAAGGAGAAGCGGAAGCUGCUCAAUAAGCUGAAAAAAUCAACAGAGAAGCUGGCAAAGGAAGAUGAAAGUUAUUACCAAAAAAACAUAGCCGGUUAUGUGACCAGACUCAAAUGGGAAGCCACUUUACAGAACUGCUAUCAGAAUAUCCUAGACUUGGAAAAGGAAAGAAUCCAACUAUUGUGUAAUAUCUUAAACCAGUACAAUGAACAUGUUUCUAUUUUUGGACAAGCUUUGACCACUGGUCACACCCAACUUCACUGUGCCAUCAGCAAGAUUGAUAUUGAAAAAGACAUUAGGACUUUAAUGGAAGAAACUACAAUUUCAACUACAGAAGAAAAAUCUGAAUUCUUAUUAACUGAUUACUUUGAAGAAGAUCUCAAAAAUGGAAUGAAUAAAGAGAGACGAAAGUCUUCAAUAAAAUCGAAAUUGUCAAGACUGCAAGAGGAUAUUGAAAAAGCCUCAAGAAACAAGGAAGGUCUGGAACGAAUGAUCAGUGUGUAUACAGCAAAUCCCUCUUUCUCUGAUGCAAAGACUAAAAAAGAAACUGAAGUGCUAAUGGAUGAGACAAGCCUGAAACUAGAUCUUCUGCAGGCCAACUUCUUCAAAUUGUCAUCAGUAUUGGCUGACUUGGAGCAGAAACCUAAACCAACACAUCCGUGCAGUUCUUGUAUCUCUAAGUGGAAAGAAAAGGAUCAGAUACAUAGUUCAGUAAAAAUAUCACGUCCUUUUAUGAUGAAGAGAUUAGAGAAUGCUGCAAUUAGGACAUCUUCCAGUGAACUGUUGAAUAACCCAGGAUCUCUAUCCUUAGCUUCAGGAACUACCAGUCUUGGUAAUGGUACAUGCAAAGCCUUAUAUCCAUUUCAAGCCAGACAAGAGGAUGAGUUAAAUUUGGAAAAAGGAGACAUCGUGACUAUAUAUGAAAAGCAAAAUGAAGGUUGGUGGUUUGGAUCCUUAAAAGGAAAAAAGGGCCAUUUUCCUUCUGCAUAUGUGGAAGAGCUUCCUUCAAACAACACAAACUUGUCUUCAGAGUCAUAGCAUUAAAAUGUAAAUUUGCCCCUCCAUACACUCAGCUGACAGAGGAAGUUAUCUUUUGAAAAUGGAUGACUUUUCAGCUUUUCACAACUCUUUGAAGUUUUGAUUAUUUUUCUUGAAACAGUAAAAAAGCAUGGUGAGAACUCCACCUUAGACAUCAUCUAAUUCAAACUCCUCAUUUUGGAAAAAGUUAAAUGGCUUGACUUCGAUUUCAGGACAAAGACAAAGAAAGAGAAGAUAUUACAUAAAUAGGGUCAGAAUUAGACCUGGGAGGAACAUUAGAACUCAGCCCUUUCAUUUUACUGAUUAGAAAACUAAAGGCCAGAGUGACUUGUUAAAGAAUAGUAGAAAGCAAGCAUUUAUUAAGUACCUACUUUGUGCCAGGUAUUGUUAAAUCACCCCCAUUUUACAGUUGAGUAAACUGAAGGAAACAAUAGUGUGUCCAAGAUCACACUGCUACUGUCAAAGGCUGGAUUUGAACUCACAUCCCUUUGACCUCAGGCUCAGUUCUCUAUAUACUAUAUUUUUCAUGGAGCUCCAGGGUUCCAAAGAAAGUUAAGCUGGGAUGAGAAACCCAGUCCUCUAUUUCUGGUCAGCUUCUACUCCAAUCCAUUUAUUAAAGGACUUACUCUUGACAAUUGUCUUUUUGAUGGCAGUCAGGUGGUGGAUAGAAUGUUGGGCCUGGAGUCUAGAAGACUCAUCCUCCUAAAUUCAAAUCCAAUUUCAGACUCUUCCUCACUGUGUGAUCCUGGGCAAGUCACUUGCCCUGUUUUGCCUCAGUUUCCUCAUCUGUAAAAAAGCUGGAAAUGGAAAUGUCAAACCACUCCAGUCUCUUUGCCAAGAAAACCCCAAAUGGAGUCAGGAAUGGGAUCAUGUCAGACACGAAGGAAAAAUGAUUUAACAACAACAAACUUUAAUUCUGUGCAAAGUGCUAAAAGCCCAAGAUUUCUGUCCAUUGGAAUUAUGCAAUGAAAAGAAUAAAGACAGCUUCUUCAAGCAGCCCCAUCAUAAAGACAGUCGGUACCCUAAGAAAGAAAGUAGUGGGAUUGUUCUUGAAGCCUACAGGUUGAAUGGUGAUAAUUGGUCUGAAACUUUGGAAUGUCUCAAGGCUAAAGAUAACACACAUCACACAUUGAAGGCCAACAAUGAAAAUGUAAAGGUGUAUUUAGUUCUGAACUGCUUCCAAAUAGGGAGACCUUCCUUUGAGAAUGCUUCAGAUACAUAGGAUUAAAUCCUUCCUCAGACAUGCUUUAACUGGAUUACCCUGGACAAGUCACUUAAGCUCACUGUGCUUCAGAAAAAAUAAUAUAAUAAUAGUAUCAACCUCAUAACGUUGUUGUGAAGAAUAAAUGAGUUAACAUUCCACCUUAAACUGAUAAAACAUUUGCUUUUCUCCUUAACUCAUGAAGAGAAAACUUUAAGGCUUGCACAUUAACUGUGCUCUCUGGUAUUAUACUUAUUCAGUGGGGUAUAAAUAGCACAAGGAUACAGAUAUGAAAGCCAAAGGGGCCCAGGCUACAUUUGCUAGGAGAGGCAUAGCUUAUAAUCUAAAAGAAAAGAGCAGAAAGUUUAAUUUCAACCUUGACAAUGCAGUAGGGGAAGCUUUUUGCACUUGGAAUAUUAUCUAAGUAAUAGGCCAUUAGGCCAUGUGGGACAAGAGAUUUUGAAUUCAUAUUUCCUUUUUAUCUUAUUGCUUUCCAUCAAGACAAGAUAUGUAAAAAGGACUGUAACAAUUGAAUGUAGCUUACAAAUGAACCAUUUCAUAAAGUAGAAUGUUUGGACCCUGAGACUAUCUUUAAGGAUAAUCUGCAAAGAAAAAGAAAGACAUCCUUUUCAUUGGCAAACCUAUUUUCCUUUGUAAAAAUGUUGCUGACUUUUGUAUUUUGGAAUAUUUUGGGGAAAAUCCUUUGUAAAUCUAUGAUUUAUCAUGAAAAAUAUUUCCAAGCGAAACUACCCUGUAAGCCAAAGAAAAGACACAUCUGGUAAGUAAUAAAGAAUUGUUCAUUAUCUGCCCAGUCAGUUAGAAUGGUUCCUGAGAGAAUGGUCAGGUGAUAUUGAUGACUAGUAAAGACAGAACUAUCCAUUUAAUAAAAUACUAAUAAGCAAGGAUGAUGAAAUAAUAUAUAUUCUAUGCUUCUAUGCAGAUUAAAAUUAUUUUUACAAAUAUUAAUGGUUUUAAACUAUUAAUUGAGUUUUUAUAAUGUGCUCCAUUAAGCAGUUCAUUAAGCCAUUAAUUUUUCAGCUCAUUAACAGUUUGAAAUAUGAACAUUAUAGAACAGAGCCAGAAUUCCAUUGUCCACAUUAAAGAGAGUGCCUCCAUUUUGUCUCUGACCCACUACAGUCAAAGUCAUUCUUUGACUUUGACAGUCUUCAUUCUAUCAAUCAGGAAUCGUUCUAAUUACUGGUAAUUGCCAGCACCUAUAAUAACUCUUAAACAUAAAGAUGGUAUAGAACAAACUUCAAAAAUUGCAUCAUCGAAGAUUAAAAUAUAUUCUGGAUAAUUUUAAUGUCAUAUGUAUUUUAUUGUCUUAUAAUUCUUUGAAAUUGGGAUAUAGGAUCCUUGUGGCCAAAAAAAAAAAAAAAAAAAAAAAAGCAAAAAUACUCUUUCAAAAUCAUGAUGCUUUUAAAAAUGCUCCAUCUAGUGAGGACAAAGAAGUAUCAACUGUCCAUAAAACUCAAAUAAAUUAUUAUUUAUUUGUCUUCUGACUAUAUCCUGGAGAUCAGUGUUUGGGAAUGUAAUAGAUCCUGAUGGGGUGAUAUACAGAGAGCUGGAUUUGUGAAGAAUGAAAUACUAUUUGUAGAUGGACUGGGCUGAGUACAGUUGAAGAAAACCCAAAAUAUAAUGAUCAAAAAGAAAUGGACUACAAUAGUCAAUCUAUUUCAAAAGUAUACACAGAACAGAGAACUACUAGAUCCAGCGUGGGCUCUCCACUGGAGAAGAGAAAUUGGGGUACGGCCCAUAAAUUUAGGGAAGUGGUUCUGAGGAAAGCAAUCUUCUCUGAUCCAUGGGCAGCAGGUGCUACCUCCAAGUUACCCAAGGCAAGUGAUGAUGUCAACCCACCUGAAGGAUCCUUACCCUCAUUUUUCUGCAAGACCUAAUAUGUUUGUUACUCUGAUGUGUGAUCAUUACUUAUCAGAAUGUUUGAUUAGUCAGAAUACCACUUCACCCCUCACCCCUUAACCAUGGCAUCUAAGCGUUAAGUGCAUAUAGCACAGGACUUGGAGAAAAGAGAAAAGGGUAUCUAAGGUUGAAUCCUUCUUCAGAUAUGCUUUAACUGGAUUACCCUGGAAAAUCACUUAAAGUAACUGUGCUUCAGAAAAAAUUAAUAUAAUAGUACCAACCUCAUAAGGUUGUUGUGAAGAAUAAAUGAGUAAACAUAUGCUAAGUACUUUGCAGACCUCUUAAGGUCUGCACUAAAUAAAUGCUAGUUAUUACUA
Messenger RNA from Antechinus flavipes (yellow-footed antechinus), 5104 nucleotides. It is a transcript of the gene NOSTRIN, whose product is annotated as nitric oxide synthase trafficking. The record is from RefSeq and is a predicted model, not a curated record. Lineage: Eukaryota; Metazoa; Chordata; Mammalia; Dasyuromorphia; Dasyuridae. Gene Ontology annotation, biological process: signal transduction. The transcript has 16 exons. Gene Ontology annotation, cellular component: cytoplasm; plasma membrane. Bases 146 to 1669 code for a protein of 507 amino acids. Gene Ontology annotation, molecular function: protein binding.